Molecule: messenger RNA, 3159 nt
Organism: Calliphora vicina (urban bluebottle blowfly)
Lineage: Eukaryota; Metazoa; Arthropoda; Insecta; Diptera; Calliphoridae
Gene: gol
Product: goliath
Exons: 9
Coding region: 1356-3149 (597 amino acids)
Source: RefSeq, a predicted model, not a curated record
AAUUUUUUGUUUAAAACAAAAAAGUAUUUAAAAUAUAAAAAAGUUAAUUUUUGUUAAGAAAAAAUUAGAUAUUUUUUUAAAAUUUUUAGAAUAAAAAUUCAGAUAGUUUUCAAAAUUAUAACUUGCUGGUGAUAUUAAGGUGAUAACAUUUUUUUAAAUUUGUGGUUUUUGAAAAAAGAAAAUGUGUGUAUUGUUGUGAUAAAUUAACGAGAAAAAAUAAAAGCAAAAUAAAGAAAUUGUAUAGAAUUUUGGGUGUAUAGAUAUUUUUGUGUUGUUGUUAUUGUUAUAAAAUGUUUUUGCACUAAAUAGAUAAGAUUGUUCUGCAGAUACCAAAAGAAGAAGACAAAAAAACCUAAACAAGUUAAAAAAGAACUUUGGUAUCUUGACUAAAGUUAAAAACGAACUGCAAAAAUAUUUAAAAAAAAAAAUCAACAAAGAAAUAACGUCUGUAUUUAAAAAAUAGAUACAAAAACAUCACAAGAUAAUAACAAAUAAAAUAAAUUUUUUAUAAAAAAAUAAAUAAAAUACAACAACAACAUAAAUUUAAAGCAAAUAAACAAGGUGUGGACCGGUUUCUAUAAUUUAAAACGUUUCUUGAACUGAAAUGAUGUUGUCAUUAAAAAUUUAAUAAAUAUUUAGCUAAAAUAAACGACAAACAAUACGUGUCACAAGAAUUUUAUUUUGGAAAAAUCAAUAAAAUUCUAACAAAAUUCUUUUACAACCCACCAGACCAACUAAAAUAAAAUAGCUCAGAUAGCCAAAUAAUAAAAAAUAAAAUAAAGAAAAUACAACAAAGUUGUAACCAAAAUUUAUAAAUAUAUUCCCAGCAUUUUAAACAUUGCAAUACAUUUUUCACUUCAAGAGAUUCCCAACCUCACCCAUGAUUUCUUAGCCAGAUUACGUUGAACAACAGCCGCCCUUAAGAAAACGAACAAAAACUAAGCAAAAGUCAACAAAAUAAACUUUGAACAGCUGUUUUUUGUUUUUCCAUUUUUCUUGGCAAGAAAAGAGCGAGUUUGUUUGAAAGAGAGUUAAGGAGAGCAAGGAAUUUGCGUUUUGUAGUACAAGGAUAAAGUUGGAAUUACUUCAUUUUGCUGAUAUUGCUUAUGGUAAAAGCAUUAGUUAUGCUUGUUAUUUAGACUACGAGCGACAUUGCACGAGAAAAGUUAAGUUAUUAAGGAAAAAUAUAAAUUAAAACAAGAAAAUAAAUGCUGGUGUUAAAAAAAUUAACAAUAAACAAAUUAAGAAAAAGUGCCAAUGAACUAAAAUUUGGAAAUUAAUUAAAGGAAACAAAAAAACUGCUUAAUAAAACAGUUAAAAAACAAUAUAAUUUUAUAGUGAUAUAAUAUUAAACUAUGGACUCACGCGAACUAUUACUAUUUCUGGCCUGCAUGGGCCUUUUAGGAGGUCUACGCUUUACCUCCACCACCACCACAACCUCCUUAGUGGCCGCCAUGUCUAUAGCGAAUCAAGAUCUGGAACGUUAUUUUCAUUCGGCCAAUCGUACACAAACUUUAGCCUCGGAAGAGCGCAUAGCCAUGGAUGUCUAUACUUAUGCUUUCCUCAAUUAUAGUUACCUGGAAAACCAACAGUUAAGGGUGGUCAACUAUCAGGAGGAAAAGGCCCGCUAUGGUGAGGGUAAAAUACUAACGGUUCAGGGCAAACUUAUACAUAUAAGCACGCCCGAAGAUCCCAAAGAUGAUUCGGCCUGUUCAUUUAAUUUGCUGGGCACCAAUGGCCAGCCCAUACCCACAUUUGGUGUUUCGUGGAUAGCUUUGGUUAGAAGAGGACGUUGCACUUUUGAGGAAAAGGUGAAAAAUGUCUUUCUAAAUGGCGCAGCGGGCGUUAUAAUUUAUAACGAUAAGCCCGUUAUGAAUUUGGAAAAGAUGCAGAUUAAGGGUAAAACACGUAAUAUAACUGCUGUGAUAACGUAUCAAGAUAUUGGUCUAGAAAUGGCAAUGCGUCUCGAUCAAGGGUUCGAUGUGUCGGCUCAUAUAAUAGAGGGCCGCAGUGGCAUGCGGCCUAUAAAUAGUUUAAAUAGAACUUCUGUACUAUUUGUGGCCAUUUCAUUUAUAAUAUUAAUGGUAAUUUCUUUGGUUUGGCUGAUAUUCUAUUAUAUACAAAAGUUUAGAUACAUGCAGUCCAAGGAUCAACAGUCGCGCCAUCUUUGCUCUGUGACCAAAAAAGCCAUCAUGAAAAUACCCACAAAGACAGGCAAAAGCACAGAUGAAAAAGAUGCCGAAUCAGAUUGUUGUGCCAUUUGCAUAGAGAGCUACAAAGCCUCAGAUCUCAUAAGAGUGCUGCCCUGCAAACAUGAAUUCCAUAAAAACUGCAUAGAUCCCUGGCUAAUUGAGCAUCGUACCUGUCCCAUGUGCAAAUUGGACGUUUUAAAAUUCUAUGGUUAUGUGUUUAUUGGCAGUGAGGAGAGUAUUUUGGAAUAUCCAUCAGAAUCUACGCCAGAGGCCGCCAUAAGCACUGUGGCCGCCAACACCAACUUAAGACCUACAGGAGCUUUGGCCGACCUAAUAAGAAGUCGUGACUUUGUGAUUGAUUUCCCGCGGGUAUUUGUGUUGGAAGGUGGCAGUGAAACCCGCCGCAGAAGUUCAGUUUUUCAGGAAGGCAUACCCGAGAGAUCACAGUCUACAAUGGGUUUAGCGCAGGCCAAAGAUUGGAUGUGCACGGUGGCUAAUAAAUUGGAAGAACAGCAUGGCUUGAGGAGGACCAGAAAGAAUAGCCAUAGAAUUGAAAUGCAGGAGAACCUUUUAAGCGUUCGCCAAGAAUCCAUGAAAAUGCGACGUUCGCAUUCCACAGAAGGACGCUAUUGUGUGCGCAAAGAACUGGACACAACAGAGCCAAAAUCUAACAACAUGGAGCUUGAUGUAGAAGGUGCCUGUGGUGGUCAAAGUUGCUCUAAUUCUUGUUCAACCAGUCGUCGUAAUAGCAAUAGCACCAUCAUAACGCAACUACAACCAACAGUGGCCUUAAAAUUCGAUAUUUUAAACAAACGUAGAAAAUCUAUUACUACACGUCGUUGCAGUGAUGUGAGCUUAAAGCCUUUGGUGCCGAAUGAAAUGGAACCACCACUAACGACUGACAACAAUUUGCCAAAUAUAACUAUAGAAAUUGUGGAUGAUGAGAAUAAUCAAUAGUAGAUUAGAA